AUGCAUCGCCUGCCGCGACAGCAGGACGACGGCGCGCUCGCCUCGCCGCGCUCCAGUCGCGCCCCGAGCAUCAGCAGCGAUCACCUGUCCACCACCGGUUCUACAAGCACCGUCGCCGCCGUCUACGUUCCCGCCUCCGCCUUCCAGCCGCCGCCCGCCUACGUCGCCGUAUCCGCCGCGUCGCAAAUCGUCACCGACCACCAGAAUGCGACCCUACUCGACCAAUUGACCAAGGAGGAGGCCGAUAAUGUGCCCGCCGAGAGCGCGCGCUUCUCCGAGCAAGCCCUGGCCCUGCUCAAUGGCUUCCUCGACUCGCUGCUCUUCUCCAUCCUGGCCACCGGCCGGUCGCGCUCGCUCAUGGCCAUCCGCCCCGCCGUGCAGGAGGUCCUGAAGCCCAAGCUUGCGCGCGAGGCUCUCAAGGCCGCCGACGAGGAGUUGGCUGGCCUCAUGGCCGACGAGGAGGAGGACGAGGAGAUCCCCAAUGGCCAGGGCGAGAAGUGGAGCCUGGAGGCCGUCUUCAAGCGCACGCGCCUGCGCGUAAUGGUGUACACGCGCCUCGGCGAGCUCGAGGACGAGGACGAGGAGCGCUUCCUCGACGAAGAUGAAGUGUACGCCGAGGACGAGGCCGCCAGGGAGGCCGGCCUGGUCUCUUGGGCUGCUGCCAUUUUCCUUACCUCUGUCAUCGAGUACAUCGCUGAGCAGACCCUCAUUGUGGCUGGUCAAGCUGCUUUCAAACGCAUGCGCGCCAAGCGGAAGAGAUCCGUCCAGCAGGGUGUGACCGACGAGGAUGAGCUGGAAGAGCUGGAGCGCGUCGUCGUGAACGACUUCGAUAUGGAGAAGGUCGCCCUGAACUCAGCGCUCGGCCGCCUUUGGCGGACAUGGAAGAAGACGAACCGUGCACCCAUCACCCCCAUCUCUGCGACUGGCCGCUCGCCCUUUAGCCGCUCCUUUUCCUUCAGCAGCGGCCACCGCAGGUACAGCACUGGCAAUGCGCAUGAUGCCCCCAGCGCGGCCGCCCUUGAGGAGGUGCCUGAGGUCGAGUACUCUGAGCGCGAUAUUGCGUCGAACAUCCCGCUUCCAAUUGGGGAGAAUGAUGUUGCUGAAAUCGAGGUUCCCGGCCUCGCCAAGACGUAUGAGGAGGUUGAGGAGGUGGUCGACGAGAGCGCGUCCCUGAUGCCGCCGCCCACUAAGAAGCAGCGCCCAAUGAGCUGGCUCGCUGCGCCGGGGUCAGGCCGUCACCUGAUUCGUUCUCGUUCCAACUCGAUGCCCUCGAUCAAGCAGUUGGCGCAGAGGCAGGCGUCGACGAGCAGUGAAGAGCCGCCAUCUGAGACGCCCCCUUUCCAUACCCCCGUUGAAACUUUCCACCAGCACGAGGAUUAUAUCGCUGAGGGUAACAAAGUUGCCGAGACAAAGCGGAAAAGCCAGGCGAACUCGGCGAGGUUUUCGACGGAUCAACUCGAUGAAGUGUCGUCGGUCAUUGCUGAGACUGGAUCCCUUCCCGGAGCUGCGUCGCCUCCUCCUGCUCCCCCGAUCAAUCGCCGGAGCAUUUUGAGAGAUCGUUCUCCCAAGCCUCUGCAGCUUGGAAGGGAUAUUCUUGUCACUGCAAAGCCUGCGGAUUCGCCCCGUGGCAACAAGCAACCCGUCGAGAGCAAAGUCGAAAUCAAGCCGAAGAAGUCGAGGUCGAACUCACCGGUGAGAGGAAACAAGGAGCUCAAGCUUAGAACGUCGAACGAAGCUAUCGGGGUGGCAAGGACGACGGAUGUUGCCAAGACCGCGCCUUCGUCGCCCCUUCCUGCAGUCAAUGAAGCCCCGCAAGAAAAGAAGCGAGCCAACCGUCUCUCCGUCUUCCCUCCGCCCGCAAAGAUGAAUCAAGUCAUCAUCCCUGCCAUGGGAUCGCCCUUUGCGAGAGAGAAGACGCCUAGCGGUACUCCAACUCGGGCAGACUUCGCCUUCGAGGAGCCUCAGCCUGUCCCCAACUCCAAACAAACCCCCAUUGAACUAGGCAAAGACAUCGAAAACCACCGUAUGAGCAGAGCGCUUCGCUCGCAGACUGUCUCUACCCAAGCAUCCCAGACGAUUCCUCAAGGCCCGCCUUCGAUUUCGGCCCUCUCCUCCCAGACCCGGGAUAGUUCUACCUCGCUUAAUUCGAGGAAGUCGGAAGACGACCGUGCGCGGGACUUCGACGCGGCGAUUGCGCAAAACGACACGGUCUACUACACGCUCACCCCGGAACGCAUGCGUGAGGUAAGUAAGGAGCGCGAGAUGAACGCCAGAGCCGAGGCUGAGGCCCGAGACCAGUCUUCGCACGCGAGAUCUGCGACCGCGACUCAGGUUUCAGUUUUUCCACGUGUGCCCCACAGUGGAUCCGGCUCGAGCUCGAGCCCACAGUUGCAGCGUUCCAACACCUCUUCGCGGGGCUCGUUGAGUAGUAAGCAUGGGAAGAGCACAAUUUCCGACGAUUCUGCGAAGGAACCGAAGGCAGCUCGGCCCACCCCUAUUAAUCAAGCUGGAAACAUCUACACGCGCAACAAGUAUAUGCCCCGAGAGCCGAGGGUACAAACCGACCCGACCUUUGAUCUUCGGGACUUUCUCAUCUCGACCACCCCUUCGAGCAACAACAAGCCCAUCGCCCCUCUCGAGACCUCUGCUUUCUCCCACAGCGCAGACAACAGCCCGGCCACCGCUACCACAACUCCUACUUCCAGAGGAUUCUUGCACAAGACUGGUUCUCGAUCUGCUAAGAACUCCAUUAGCGAGGGUUCGUCUCUUUCACUUCCAAACCGCAAGAAACUGGAGGCCCGUAGCCCGGCCGGUCCAGUUCACGUCGACAACGAUCUUAUUGAUUUGAUACGUCAAGGCCCGCCUGGUUCAGACCACCGCAUCCCCCGCACCGUAGCGCCCUUCCGCGACACGAUGGAUUCCGAACAGAUGGAACUCUACUCGACCGCCGUUGCGCCCUCCGUCCACUCCCAGACCACGACCAACUCCCGCAGUGGCCUGCUCUCCCACAGUAACAACGUUCACCCGGCUUGGGGCAACGAGCCUUCGUCGCUGAGCGGCAGCAUGUCCGACGGGCCAAUGAUCACGAAGAACCGGCCCAAGAAGCGCAUCGACCCUUACGCCAUCCCGGACGACGACGAGCUGGAGGAAGAGUUCGGCGAGGAAGACGAAGACGAGCUGACGGCGCUGCCGGGUAGCACCGGCGGGCCCGUAUCGACGCCACCGAGCGGUCUCGUGCGCGCGAGCGAGGAAAGCUCAGCCCACCACCAAGAGUCGGCUCAUUCGAGGCAGAAGGCUAAGACCGCCACCUCGGAGCUAGCAGACUUCCUGUCGAACGAGCCGCCCACCCGCGCCGUCACCGACGCCCCCGUCCAGCCCUUCAUGCUCUCCGAGUCGACGAUGAAGGCCAUCAAGAACGGCGGCUCCGCCACGGCCGCGUCGGCCAACGGCAUCCGCGCCGCGUCGUCGCACAGCAAGACGUCGUCGAUGGGCGCGAGCGGCAUCGGCCUCCCCGGCUCCUACAACAACGGCUACGUCACCACCAUCAGCGGUGGCCACGGCAACCACCGCCUCGGCUCGUCGGCGUCGAACGGCAGCUUCGGCGGCAGCAACGGCCUCGCCAAGCGCAGCAACACGCUCCGCGCGGCGUCGAGCGGCGCGAGGGGCGCGCGCAUGGGCGCGGGCAACGACGACGAGCGCGGCGGCUUGAGCGAGAUGGCGGAUUUCCUCAAGAACUCUGGCCCCCCGCCUAGCUGGGACGAGAAGCCGUUGCCGUUCGUCAAGUUCGAUAAGGAUGGCAAUCCGAUCGAGCCUGGGCAGAAGGAGAAGAGUAGGGGUAUUUCGAGGUUUUGGAAGAGGUGA
Molecule: messenger RNA, 3861 nt
Organism: Lasiodiplodia theobromae
Lineage: Eukaryota; Fungi; Ascomycota; Dothideomycetes; Botryosphaeriales; Botryosphaeriaceae
Exons: 3
Coding region: 1-3861 (1286 amino acids)
Molecular function (GO): protein heterodimerization activity
Source: RefSeq, a predicted model, not a curated record